AGAUUAGUAAUUAAUUAGGUGCAUUCGAGUUCGACUUUGUCUCCGAUCGAGUCUUCGUCUCCGCUCACUUCACAAUCGCACCCCUUUGUGCUGGCAUAAAAAUCCGAUCGACCAGGACAACCUGGAUCGCAGAUCUCGGUGCCGGUGCUGAUCUGCCUCCGCUGCUUUUCUGUGUAGUGGUUGGCUUAGGAGAUGCAGCAUAUUCCAACGACAAUUGAGGAGCAGCUCCUCUUGAAGGCGAUAAGGGACGAAAGCCCAUGGGAAAACUUGCCGAAGAGACUUCAGGCGGUGCUUGCUUCGAAAGAAGAGUGGCACAGAAGGAUCAUCAACCACUGCAUCAAAAAACGUCUACAGUGGAAUCAUUGCUUUGCACGCAAAGUCUGCAAAGAAGGAGAAUAUUAUGAAGAGAUGAUGCGCUAUCUGCGUAAGAAUCUAGCUUUAUUUCCCUACCAUCUUGCGGAAUAUGUUUGCCGUGUAAUGAGAGUGUCACCAUUCAGAUAUUACUGUGACAUGAUCUUUGAAGUUUUGAAGAAUGAGCAACCUUACGAUAGCAUCCCAAAUUUCAGUGCUGCAGAUGCUCUGAGGCUUACAGGAAUUGGACGAAACGAAUACAUCGAUAUUAUGAACAAGUGCAGAUCGAAGAAGAUUAUGUGGAAGCUGAACAAGUCAAUUGCUAAGGAAUUGCUCCCCACACAGCCUGUGGAUUUUCCAGUUGAGCCAUGGUGGGGAGUUUGCCUUGUUAAUUUCACACUGGAAGAAUUCAAGAAACUCACUGAAGAAGAAACAGCAACCAUAGACAAGGUCUGCAAGGAGGAAGCAAAUUCCUUUGUUCUUUUUGAUCCUGACAUUGUAAGAGGUCUUUACAGAAGGGGAUUGAUAUAUUUUGAUAUUCCAGUUUAUCCCGAUGAUCGGUUCAAAGUUUCCAGGCUUGAAGGGUUUGUUUCAAACAGGGAACAAUCCUAUGAGGAUCCAAUUGAAGAGUUGUUGUAUGCAGUUUUUGUUGUCUCAAGUGAGAAUGCUACUGUUGCUGAAUUGGCAGCUACUCUGCAGGCUGACCUUUCUCAGCUGCAGGCAGCUGCAUCAUUUGCUUGCCGAUUGGGCUGGGCUGUAAAGCUUUUGGAUCCAGAAUCUGUCCUUCAUGAUUCGAGCAUUCAUGGAUUGGCUAACAAUAUACUAAGUGAUGACGAGGAAGGUUCUAAUGUUAGCAUUAGCUCAGAAAAAUCUGGUCAGCAGAAUCAUGGUUUGGUAGCCGAGAAAGAUAGAACAAUUUCUGGCAUUGCUCAUGUUGCUUUUGUUGUUGAUGCCAAUAUAACUUCCUAUUUGAUGAUGGGUUCUGUUUCACCAGGUUUGAAGUCUCAUGCUGUAACGCUCUAUGAAGCUGGAAAACUUGGUGAUUCUAGUAUUGCUGAACUCUGCAAGGAUCUUUCUACAUUAGAAGGGAAAAAAUUUGAGGGUGAAUUACAGGAAUUUGCCAAUCACGCUUACAGCCUUCGUUGUGUCCUUGAGUGUCUUCAUUCUGGUGGAAUAGCUGAAGAUGACAAGAAUGAGAGAACAAUCAAUUCAGUUGAUACACGACUCCAUCAGUCUGGUGGAGUAGAUAAUGGUGACAAGAAUGAGAGAGCAAUUAAUCAAACUGGUAUACAGAAUUACUUUGUGGAUGCUACAAGUUCACUUAUAUCUGAAAUUGAGAUUUCAGACACAAAUGAAGCAAAGAUAUAUCAUAAUGUUGAUUCUUCAACACACAGUCACACUAAUAUUCACCGGACUGAUUCUUCUGAGGAAUGUGAUGGUGCAAAUGUUCAUCUUCUACCAUAUUCAGAAACUUCAGCUAAAGAUAACACAUCUAGACAGGAAAAUUAUUCACCUUGGGAUCAAAAGAUUCCAUCUUUAGAUGGUCCAGAAAACGAAAAGAUCAUUCAAAAAAGAAAAAGGAAGUACCGUGUUGAUAUUCUUCGUUGUGAAAGCUUGGCUUCUCUUGCACCGGCAACAUUAGAUCGUCUGUUUCUCAGGGACUAUGAUAUUAUUGUGUCAAUGGUUCCACUUCCUGCUUCAUCAGUUUUACCAGGUUCUUCAGGUCCGUUCCACUUCGGUCCACCCUCAUAUUCUUCAAUGACACCAUGGAUGAAACUAGUUUUAUAUACUAUAGUGGAAAAUGGACCUAUCUCAGUUGUCUUGAUGAAAGGACAGUGUUUGCGAUUGCUUCCUGCCCCAUUAGCUGGUUGUGAGAAGGCACUAAUAUGGUCUUGGGAUGGUUCUACAGUCGGAGGCCUUGGAGGCAAGUUUGAAGGGAAUUUGGUUAAUGGAAAUGUAUUAUUACAUUGCUUAAACUCAAUCCUUAAGCAUUCGGCUGUGCUGGUUCAACCUCUUAGUAGAUAUGAUCUUGAUAAUUCAGGAAGAAUGGUGACUGUGGAUAUUGCAUUACCGCUUAAGAAUUUUGAUGGAUCUGUUCAACCUGUUGGAUCAGACAUGGGACUAGAUCCAGAAGGAAUUGCAAACUUAAAUACAUUGUUAGAGGAGCUCUCUACCAAAAUAGAAUUAUUAACAGUUGGUUAUAUUCGCCUUCUAAGAUUGAGGAAGGUGAUACAGUCAGAGAUGUUUUCUUCAGAUGAUGAAAAGUAUGAAUGGGUUCCUUUAAGCUUGGAAUUUGGAAUUCCUUUGUUUAAUCCCAAAUUGUGUAGCAGAAUUUGUGAAAGGAUAUUCUCAUCACAUUUACUGCAAACAGACUGGCUUAGCGAACACCAUGAUGCAAUGCAAAGUCUAAGAAAAAGAUUGCGUGAGCUUUGCUCUGAAUACCAAGCAACAGGCCCAACAGCAAAGCUGUUUUACCAUAUCGAUCGGGUUCGGGAAUCACCUCGUCAUUUGAUCAGCUAUGCAAGUGGAAAAUGGAGCCCACAUUUGGACCCUUCAACGCCAAUUUCUUCAGCCUCUAGUGAACAUCAGAGGCUCAAACUUGUAAAUCGGCAACGGUGUCGAACAGAGAUUCUUAGCUUUGAUGGGAACAUGCUCAGGUCUUAUGCACUUGGUUCUAUUUAUGAAACUGGUGGACAUCCAUUUGAAGAGUCAACGUCUUCUGGUGGAACAAAACAUGAAUCUGAUGAGGACAACAGUCGAGAAGUUGCCCUGCCUGGUGUUAAUUUAUUGUUUGACGGGGCAUUGUUGCACCCAUUUGAUAUAGGUGCAUGCUUGCAAGCUAGACAGCCUGUUUUGCUAAUAGCCGAGGCAUCAUCCGCAUCUACUUCAAUGCAGGAAACUAGGACGUCCUUAUAGUGUUAUAACUUACAAGUUCGAGACAAGGCUAGCAUGUCUCCUUUGUUUACUUGAGCAGUUCUCUUGCAGCAUCUUUGAAGACUCACUGUCGCCGUUCUAUUCCAAGUAUUAUUUAAUUCAAGCAGGUUCUUUGUCCAACUAUGAUUGACCAAAAUUUUCGAGAAUUUUUGGUUUGUCCAUAAAAUUUUCUUAUCCGGGAGAAUGAGUUGUGAUAUCAUAUAUGCUCUAUAUUCCUUGUACACUUUGAUCCUCUGCAACUACAUUAUGGUUGUUCUAGGCUGUAA
Messenger RNA from Zingiber officinale, 3551 nucleotides. Its product is annotated as protein FAM91A1-like. The record is from RefSeq and is a predicted model, not a curated record. NCBI's taxonomy places the organism in Eukaryota, Viridiplantae, Streptophyta, Magnoliopsida, Zingiberales, Zingiberaceae. Bases 193 to 3267 code for a protein of 1024 amino acids. The transcript has 11 exons.